Molecule: messenger RNA, 869 nt
Organism: Westerdykella ornata
Lineage: Eukaryota; Fungi; Ascomycota; Dothideomycetes; Pleosporales; Sporormiaceae
Exons: 3
Coding region: 1-681 (226 amino acids)
Source: RefSeq, a predicted model, not a curated record
AUGGUUAAUUGGUCCUCCGUCGAGGACGCCAAGCUGCUAGCCGGCAUCCUGGAAUUCACCAACAUCCCCAUGAACAAGGGGCUUUUAGAAUAUCUCGCCGCCAAGAUCGGUCAAGAUUGCACCCCCAAAGCCGUCAGCCAUCGGCUCGCCAACAUCAAGAACCGCGCCAAAGGCACCGGCGGCGGCAGUAGCGGCGGCAAAGGCAGCACGCUCAGCACCCCCAGCACGCCCAAGACUCCACGCUCCAAGUCCCUCGCCACUACCACGGGUCUCCUCGGCGUCAAGGCGUCUGGCAAGAAGACUGGGAAGACGGUUGUUUCGAAUGGGUUUGGUGGAAUAAGGGAUGGGAAGGGGAAUGCCACGUACGUCUCUGAUGGUGAUGAUGAUAGCGGCGAGGAUGUGUUUGGUGGUGGUGGGAUGAGGGGCGUGGGUGCUGGUGCUGGUGGGGGGAGGGCGAAUGGCAAUGGGAAUGGGAAUGGUGCUCGUGGUGGUGGGGGUGGGGGCAAGAGGAAGAGGUCCACUCUUCUUGAUUCCCGUCGCGGAGACGAGCACGGCGAUGAAGAUCGAGAAGGAGGAGGCGAAGAGGACGGAGAUGGCGCCGAGAAGAGGAUCAAGCUCGAAGAGGUAGAUGAGGAGGAAGACGAGGAGGAGAGCUACGACUUAGAGAGCGAGUACGUCUAAUUCCGCGUCUGCUCCUAAGCAGCAGGGAGGGGGAAAAGGGUUUCUAGGAGAGCGGGAAAGCAGGGAAAAGGGUAGAGAUAUGCAUGCAGAGGGCGGGAAGGGAUAGCUAGGGAUUCUUGUAUGCGUGGGUAGGUUAGUAGUAGAGGGAUAACAGGAAGGGAGGGUGUCAGAUGGUAAGCCAGUUUAUG